CCCAUGCCACCCCGCCGCCGCCGCCGCCGCCGCCGCCACCGUCGGGGGCUUCCAUCCCACGCCGCACUGCGGCGCCCCCGUCCUCGGCGGCGACGGCCGGCGGCGACGGAAAGCGCGCCCCGCGGCACUCCUUUCCCCUUCUUUCCGGGCGCGAAGGGCGCGAGCAGGCCUGGCGCAGGAAGCCGCGGCGGCGGGGAGGGGAGCGCCUGGUGGAGGGGGUCGCUGGGGGAGAGGCGGCUGGGCGAGGAGGGGCGGUGCGGUGGUGCGGUCUCGCAGACGGCCGAUUCGGGCAGAGCCCGCAAACCUCAGAGCGGCGAGUGCGCGUGCGCACGGAGCAGCGGCUGCUCCGUUCAAUGCAUCUGCCGGCCGAGCGGGAACCGCACAGGCAGCAGCAGCAGCCUCAGCAGCCUCAGCAGCAUCACCGCCGGCGCAGGAUGAGCAGCGAGGUGGUGCUGCCGGGCGAGCGGGCGCUGAGCCAGGUGCUCGCCGAACACCCCGGGGAGCUGAUGCGCACGGGGAGCCCCAACCUGGUGUGCUCCGUGCUGCCGUCUCACUGGCGCUCCAACAAGACGCUGCCCGUGGCUUUCAAGGUGGUCACGCUCGGGGACGUUUGCGACGGGACCCUGGUCACGCUGCGUGCGGGUAACGACGAGAACUACUGCGCCGAACUGAGGAACGCCUCGGCCGUGGUCAAGAACCAGGUGGCCAAGUUUAACGACCUCAGGUUCGUCGGCAGGAGUGGAAGAGGCAAGAGCUUCACGAUCACCAUCACUCUGAGUACGAACCCGCCGCAAGUGGCGACCUACACCAAGGCCAUCAAGGUCACCGUCGACGGACCCCGGGAACCACGCAGCCAGCAGCAGCAGUUGAGGGCCUUCGCGAGCGCCUUCGGCCAGCGGCCCCCUUUCCUGGACCCCCUCCGGGAGUGGGACCACCUGCGGAGGAAGACAGCGGAGCAGUGGGCCCUGGACAUCCCCAGGAGGAUCCCUGGGACGGGACCCCACCACGACCCCGGUCAAGUCCUGCACCUGGGCACGGACCCGCACUGGGGCCCCUACCAGCACUACUCGACGUACCUGGCGGCCGCCGGACCCUUCGCGGCAGCGCCCUUCGGUCUGGACGCGUCGGCGGGGCCGCCCCCCGACGGGUCCCCUUCCUCCUGUCCCUCCAGCGGAGCCUCGCAGCUGACCCCCGGUGAGCGCUCUAACGGCUCGAACAGCAGCGUUCCUGGCGGCGGCACAGGCAGCAGCGCGGGCGGCGGGGACCCACCGGUGGCCGACAUCACGCUCAAGGUGGACCCCCUGCUCCUGGGCCGCUACGGCAACGCCGUGGACCUGUGCCUGUCGGACAGGCUCUCCGAACUCCGCCAGGGCCUGGCCGGCUCUAACGGGGGAUCGGGAUUCGCGCACCAGCCGAGCACGACGUCCGGGAGCCUGCUGGCCACGUCCGCGGCGGCGCCCUACCUCACGCACGCGGCUGCCGGCUACGCGGCCGGUCUCCUGGGACCCCACGGCUACUACGGAGGCCCCAACGGAGCCUGGGGUCCCGUUGUGGCCCCGUCUCUCCUCUACCCCCAGCUCUAUGGCUCCAUGGGCCAGCCGCACGGCCUGCACCCCGGGCUGCAGCUCCUCCGCCACGAACUGCGGGCGGCCACCAUCCACUCGAGCCAGGACGAGUCCGUGUCCCCGGACCGCAGCGCCACAGCGUCGCCCACGAUGGACAGCGACGUCAGCUGCUCGUCUCCGAAGCCCCUGAGGUCUCAACAUGACGACCCGGACCAGAGUGACCGGAGUGUCUCGCCGAGUGAGGACGUUAAGAAACCGGCCUUACAGGGCACCAAGUCGACGCCUCCGCCGCCCCUACCGGUGCCCAUGUCUGUGUCCAGUGUCCCGGACACCAGGACGAGUACAGUGACGAGCGGUACCACAAGGACCACUGGUCCUCUGACGAACACCACGAACGGACACACCAGUACGGACUCCUCGCUCUGGAGGCCGUACUGAGACAAAAAGUGUAACGAAACAACGACGUGGGGACCUGCGUGUGUGUGCGUGUGUGCGUGUGUUGGAUGACUCCGGUUGAGUGCGCGUGUGGCUUGCCGUCUUGACAAGUGGUCCGGUGAGGCAACGAUUGGUCGGCGGUUUUCUUUUCCCGGUCGAGCGGUCGCGAAUCAGCUUGGAAAGACCGAAGGAGCUGGACUCACGUGUACAUAAUAGGGUGCUAGGGAACCUCCAAGCUGCGCGGAUAUCGAAGCGUUACUUUUUUUUUUCUCUCUUUCCCCAUCUUUCAUCUGUUUUUGUGCGCUACGCUCAUUACAGGAUAAAUUUUUAUAUGUGUGACUACGUGCACAACUAUUAGGCACAAAAUGCAUCUAAAUGAAGAUUGCGCGCAGUGUGAUGGUCCAGGUGACGUUGGCGUAUAAAUAAAAAAACAUUUCUUUUUGUGGAAGACA
Ixodes scapularis (black-legged tick) is the source of this 2452-nucleotide messenger RNA. Its product is annotated as runt-related transcription factor 1. NCBI's taxonomy places the organism in Eukaryota, Metazoa, Arthropoda, Arachnida, Ixodida, Ixodidae. The coding region runs from base 354 to 2003 and encodes 549 amino acids. Gene Ontology annotation, cellular component: nucleus. Gene Ontology annotation, biological process: regulation of DNA-templated transcription. The transcript is spliced from 6 exons. The record is from RefSeq and is a predicted model, not a curated record. Gene Ontology annotation, molecular function: RNA polymerase II cis-regulatory region sequence-specific DNA binding; DNA-binding transcription factor activity, RNA polymerase II-specific; ATP binding.